AUGGCAGUGUCAGCAACACUGGCCACUGUGCAGGCAGAGCUCCUCUGUCCCAUCUGCCUGUCCCCUUUCAAUGACCCCGUCACCAUCGCCUGCGGGCACAACUUCUGUGCCUCCUGCAUUCGUAUGUCAUGGAGCAAUCUACAGUACAUGUUCCAUUGCCCUGCCUGUGAAUAUCCACACAUGGAGGGGCUCUUCACUGACAACCCCCAGCUGGGCAGGCUGGUGGACCUGUCCCAGUACCUCCACAGCUUCAGGAGCAGCAAGAUGGUGCAAGGAGAGGAUCACAUGUGUAAGGAGCACAACCAGGUCCUUAGCCUCUUCUGUGAGGAUGACCAGAAGCUGGUGUGUCCCCAGUGCAUCCAGCUUCCUCCCCACCAGGGCCACAAUGUGAAACCUGUGGGGGAGGCCGCCUUUCAUCAGAGGCAGAGGCUCAGUAGUUACAAGGAGUCCCUGAAGAAAAGGUUGGCACAAGUGCAAAAACUAGCAGUCACCCAACAGAGAAAAAUACUGGAAAUGAAAGAAUACAUGGCAAAGCAGAGAGGUCAAUUAGUCUUUGAAUUUGAGCAACUGUACCAGAUUGUGGAAAAAAAGCAAGAAGCAACGUUCUCCAGGUUGAAUCUAGAACACAGAGACCUUCAAAAUAAACUCAGAGCCAACUUCACUGCAAUUUCUGAUUACUUCAAUACCCUGAAAGCUCUGUUCAUAGAGGCAACAGAGAGGAUUGUGAUGUCUGAGGGGAGUAUGCUGAGAGAGGUUGAGAAUAUCCGGAACAGGUGUGAGAACCUAAAAUUUCCAUCUGUGUGGACUGUUGAGUUCAAGAAAGAAGGCUGGAGUCUUCCUCCCCUGUACUCAGAGCUUGAGAAAAUCAUCCAGAGAUUCCAGGAAGAAGUGACUCUGGAUCCCCUAACGGCACAUCCCAGUCUCUGUCUAUCGGAGGACAGAAAAUCUGUGAUCUAUAUGAAGAAAAAAUCAAAAGUUGAUGGGAAAUCAAAGCAAUAUCCCAAUGAUCUAGUGGUUCUGGGCUCUGAAGGAUACCGUUCUGGUCGACAUUACUGGGAAGUGCAGGUGGGCAACAAGCCUGAGUGGGCCGUGGGGGUGUGCACAGAUGCCCCUUCCAGCAAGGGGCAGCUGUCCCUGUCAGGUAAAAACAAACACUGGAUGAUACAGCUGCAGAAUGGUGACUACCUGGCCAGAGGUUCUGUAACAGUCCAUGCUUUGAAGGGCAGGCCAACAGAGAUUGGAAUUUUCCUGGACUAUGAGCUGGGACAGAUUUCUUUUUAUAAUGCCCGUGACAGGUCUCACAUCUAUUCCUUCCUGGAGACAUUUUCUGAUGUACUAAAGCCUUACUUCCUUGUGGGCCAGGAUUCUACCCCUCUUAUAGUGUCUACAGUAAGAGAUUUAUCUACAGAAUGA
Sorex fumeus (smoky shrew) is the source of this 1413-nucleotide messenger RNA. Its product is annotated as tripartite motif-containing protein 75-like. The record is from RefSeq and is a predicted model, not a curated record. Gene Ontology annotation, molecular function: zinc ion binding; protein binding. Lineage: Eukaryota; Metazoa; Chordata; Mammalia; Eulipotyphla; Soricidae. The coding region runs from base 1 to 1413 and encodes 470 amino acids. The transcript has a single exon.